CCACUUAGGUAUCUGAUCUGAAAUUAACAGUUGGAAUCUCAUCAUCGAAGUGGGCGGAGCUAGGAAAUGAUGAUGUCUGGGCGACGGGAGCAGGGAAGAGGCAGUGCAAUGGUGGCCGCGGCCUUGCUGCUGCUGCUGCUGUCUCACUGUGAGAUGGCUCGUGCGGCGGUCUAUACCGUCGGAGGCGCCGCCGGUUGGACCUUCAACGUGGUUGGCUGGCCUCAGGGGAAGCGCUUUAAGGCGGGGGAUGUCCUUUUAUUCAAGUAUAAUCCAACAAUACACAAUCUUGUGGUUGUAAGCAAAGCUGGUUACAAUACGUGCUCCGUUCCAAAGGGUGCAAGGACUUAUCGAUCGGGGAAUGAUCGGAUCGUGCUAAGGAAGGGCCAAAAUUUCUUCCUCUGCAGUCUCCCUGGUCAUUGUCAGUCCGGAAUGAAGAUAGCCGUCAAUGCUGCAUGAUGCUUUAUAUAUACAUAUAGUAUCUUACUACUUGGCGCAAGUUACUAUAUGUGAAAUUAAUAAUUAUUAUGUGUAUCUAAUGCGUCAAUAUUUAGCUGCAUAAUAAAAUAAAUAAUUGAAAUAAA
Molecule: messenger RNA, 581 nt
Organism: Malania oleifera
Lineage: Eukaryota; Viridiplantae; Streptophyta; Magnoliopsida; Santalales; Ximeniaceae
Product: basic blue protein-like
Exons: 2
Coding region: 67-456 (129 amino acids)
Cellular component (GO): plasma membrane
Molecular function (GO): electron transfer activity
Source: RefSeq, a predicted model, not a curated record